Messenger RNA from Tarenaya hassleriana, 321 nucleotides. Its product is annotated as glycine-rich cell wall structural protein 1-like. The record is from RefSeq and is a predicted model, not a curated record. Bases 1 to 321 code for a protein of 106 amino acids. NCBI's taxonomy places the organism in Eukaryota, Viridiplantae, Streptophyta, Magnoliopsida, Brassicales, Cleomaceae. The transcript is spliced from 2 exons.
AUGUACGGUGAACUUCACGGAAGCUACAGAGACUUGAGUCGGCAUGCCUGGAGGAGAGCAAGUAUGGAAGGUGGUGCAUGGAACAGGCUCGUAGAACCCGGAGGGAUUGUCUGUGGGGCCGGAGGGUCCGCUGGUGGAGGAGGAGGGGAAGUGGAUUUGAUCGGGGCCGGCAGCAGCGAGGAUACUACAGGCGUAGGAUCGGUCGGCGGUGGAUCAUCCGACGGAGGUGGUGGGCUUCAGAGUGGUGGUGGGAGAGGAGGUUUGAAGUCCAAUGGAGUUGGGGGAGGAGAUGACAUGAUCGAAGACGCUGGAUUCACAUAA